Molecule: messenger RNA, 366 nt
Organism: Echinostoma caproni
Lineage: Eukaryota; Metazoa; Platyhelminthes; Trematoda; Plagiorchiida; Echinostomatidae
Source: the annotation of a GenBank genome assembly
GCUGUCCAACUGGAAGAAGAAACGGCUCUAUUGAGCAAACAUGUGGAUAACCUGGUCCAUGCAGAAAUUCGAACCAAAACCCAGUUGCAAUCCUGCUCCGAACAAUUGACUUUGGAAGAGCAACUUCUGAAACGAUUCCAUCGAGAGCUAGCCACUGCACUGAGUGAGAUAUCGCUGCCGUGUGGUACUUCUUCCGAUCUGGUUUCCUCGGGCACCGAGCACAUUACGGAAACCAGUGUGCAAUCGUUUCUCACACAAUUGGAACAAUUUAAACGAGAACAAAAGUAUCCGGACAUUGUGAACAGAGCGCAAGAACUACUCGAGAAUGCGAUAUCCAAAAAAGUGUUGAAACUGGUAACAAUAUGA